AUGAUGGCUGCAGGCCCCCGGACCUCCCUGCUCCUGGCUUUCACCCUGCUCUGCCUGCCCUGGACUCAGGUGGUGGGCGCCUUCCCAGCCAUGUCCUUGUCCGGCCUGUUUGCCAACGCUGUGCUCCGGGCUCAGCACCUGCAUCAACUGGCUGCUGACACCUUCAAAGAGUUUGAACGCACCUACAUCCCGGAGGGACAGAGAUACUCCAUCCAGAACACCCAGGUUGCCUUCUGCUUCUCCGAAACCAUCCCAGCCCCCACGGGCAAGAACGAGGCCCAGCAGAAAUCAGACUUGGAGCUGCUUCGCAUCUCACUGCUCCUUAUCCAGUCGUGGCUUGGGCCCCUGCAGUUCCUCAGCAGAGUCUUCACCAACAGCCUGGUGUUUGGCACCUCGGACCGUGUCUAUGAGAAGCUGAAGGACCUGGAGGAAGGCAUCCUGGCCCUGAUGCGGGAGCUGGAAGAUGUUACCCCCCGGGCUGGGCAGAUCCUCAAGCAGACCUACGACAGAUUUGACACAAACAUGCGCAGUGACGACGCGCUGCUCAAGAACUACGGUCUGCUCUCCUGCUUCCGGAAGGACCUGCACAAGACGGAGACGUACCUGAGGGUCAUGAAGUGUCGCCGCUUCGGGGAGGCCAGCUGCGCCUUCUAG
Messenger RNA from Budorcas taxicolor (takin), 654 nucleotides. RefSeq names its product growth hormone 1 (gene GH1). The coding region runs from base 1 to 654 and encodes 217 amino acids. Gene Ontology annotation, cellular component: extracellular region. Gene Ontology annotation, biological process: positive regulation of receptor signaling pathway via JAK-STAT; response to nutrient levels; animal organ development. The transcript is spliced from 5 exons. NCBI's taxonomy places the organism in Eukaryota, Metazoa, Chordata, Mammalia, Artiodactyla, Bovidae. The record is from RefSeq and is a predicted model, not a curated record. Gene Ontology annotation, molecular function: growth hormone receptor binding; hormone activity.